Molecule: messenger RNA, 13314 nt
Organism: Rotaria sp. Silwood2
Lineage: Eukaryota; Metazoa; Rotifera; Eurotatoria; Philodinida; Philodinidae
Source: the annotation of a GenBank genome assembly
AUGAUGACGACGAACGUCGAUAUUGACGUAAAUUCUCAUGCUGAAAUCCAAUCUGCAAAUCCACGAGAACAAGAGAUGAUAGCAGUUGUUGGAAUGAGUUGUGUAUUGCCCGGUGGUAUUACACAUUAUGAAGAUUUUUGGUCAUCAUUAGUAUCAGGUAUUGAUCAACGAUCAAUAGUUCCAUUUUCUCGAUGGAAUUCUUCGAUCUACUUUCAUGACGAAAAAACAUCGAAUUCAAUGAUUGGUAUGACUAAUACAUAUCAUGGAUAUUUUUUACCGGACAAUUAUUUAACUGAUAUUGAUCCAAGUUUAUUCUAUCUAUCACCAGCUGAAGUUGCUGCAAUCGAUCCUCAACAAAGAUUACUAUUAAAACUAGCAUUAUCUUGUUUUGAUGAUGCUGGUAUAACUGGAACAAAAAUCAAAGGAAGUAAGACUGGUGUAUUCAUUGGUGUUAUGAACGCCGAUUAUGGUAGUAAUCAAACAGAUCGAUAUUUGAAUAUAAACGAAUUCACCUCAUUGGGUUUAUCGAAUAGUAUUUCAUCAAAUCGAAUUUCAUAUACAUUUGAUUUACAUGGUCCGAGCAUGACUGUUGAUACAGCUUGUUCGUCGUCAGCUGUUUGCAUACAUUAUGCUAUGAAUAGUUUACGAAAUCACGAGACCAAUAUGUGUUUAGCUGGAGGAAUCAAUGUUCUAAUAAAUCCACGUGUUUUCGUUACAUUAAGUCAAAUGAAUCUUCUAAGUCCGGAUGGACGUUGUAAAGCAUUUGAUGAGAAAGGAGAUGGAUAUGCACGUGGUGAAGGUGGUGGAAUGCUACUAUUAAAACGAUUGUCCGAUGCUUUACAAGAUAAAGAUCGUAUACAUGGAUUAUUGGUUAGCAGUUGUGUUAAUCAAGAUGGUCGAUCGAGUAUUCCGAUUACAUCGCCUAAUAUUCAAGCUCAAAUUGAUUUAUACACAACUGCAUACAAAAAUUGUCAAUUGGAUCCAAAUGAUAUACAAUAUAUUGAAGCUCAUGGAACAGGUACAGCUAAAGGUGAUGCAAUUGAAAUUGCUUCGAUUCAAUCAUUCUUCUUAAAUAAUCAACAUGAUACUUCACAAUUAUUAAGAAUUGGCUCAGUCAAAACUAAUCUUGGCCAUUUGGAAUCUGGAGCUGGUGUUAUUGGAGUAAUGAAAGCUUUAUUAUGUUUAAAAUAUGCGAAAUUUGUUCCAUCCUUACACUUUAAUAAUUAUCCAUCGUCUUUUGUUAACGUUGACAAACGUUUAAAAGUUCAAACAUCAGUUGAAGAUUGGCUGGUUGCUGAAGGGAAAUCUCGUCUUUCUGGAGUAAACAGUUUCGGUUACGGUGGUACAAAUUCUCAUAUUGUAGUAAUGGAAUAUAUCAACAAAAAACAGCAAUAUUCUCUUGUCAAUGACAAUCAUCAUCGAAUGUUGCCCUAUAUCUUAUCAAUAUCGGCAAAGACCAAACAUUUACUAUCUGUACUUAUCCAAGAGCAUGUUCGAUUUUUAUCAGAUAAGAAAAAUCCACAAGAUCUUGAUGAUUAUUGCUAUACAUUAGCUUGUCGAAAAUUUCAAUUUAAUCAUCGUGCAGCAAUCAUUGGAACAGAUCAUCAGUCAUUAAUUGACCAACUCGAAGCUACAUCGACAGAUAUUAUCUAUACAAAUCCGAAAUUUCUUUUUUCAGAAAAUCCAAAAUUAACAUUUCUGUUCGGUGGACAAGGUUCACAAUGUAUUGGAAUGGGUUUGAAUUUGAUGUCUAUACCUAUUUUUGCUGAACAUAUGCUUAAAAUUGAUCAAUGGACAAGAAGCAAACACAAAUGGUCUUUAUUAGAUUCGUUAAAAACUAAUUCUUUACAAAUCGAAGAUCCAAAUAUAUGGACACUUGCUCAAGCAACAGUUGCAAUAUUUGCUGUUGAAACAUCAACUGCUAUUCUAUUAGCCUAUUAUGGAGUAUAUUCAUCAAUGUUAAUUGGACAUAGUGCAGGAGAGUUUGCUGCAUUGUAUUGUUCUCGUUUACUCGAUCUCGAUACGCUCUUAUCAAUAUUGUGGACAUUAUGUACUGUUUCAUUGGACAAUGCAAUUCCUAAAGCACAGAUAGUCGAAAUCCAAACAUCAUUAAAUGAUUUUCGCGCACUCUUGGACAGAUUAGUAACACAAUAUGGUGUUCUUUACGUGGAAAUAGCUUGUAUUAACAGUCCACAAAGUCUUACUAUUGCUGGUUAUUAUGAUCAUAUCGAGUUAAUCAAACAACAUAUUUCAGUCAAAACAUUCACACCUUAUUCAAUACCGUUCCAUACAUCACUUAUGGACGUCGUCAAAAUAAAAGCAAUGCAACAAUUAGAUGAAAUUUGGAAAAAGCAAACAGACACUUCAGUAUCUGAUCACUUUUUUCCUACAAUGACAAAUGGUCAUAUAGUUCAAAUCAUCGAUACAAAUGGUUUAAUAUAUUCCAUAGAUGAUCCUCAAAGCAUUCGAAUGAAAAAUGAUUGGCCUUUCUUUACGUCUCAAUACUGGUGGAAUAUCGUCCGAUCACAAAUCAAUUUUCCCAAUCAAUUAAAUAUCAUGUUAAAUACAACAUUUCAAGAAAAUGGAGCGUCUUUGAUCAUGCUUGAUUUAUCUCCACAACCAAUAUUAUCAACAGCAUCAUUGCUUUCUAUGGAAAAUAUUACAAAAACUUACGAUUCACAAGAUUUUCCUUAUACAGUUUUGUCAAUUCAUUCUACAUAUGAAGCAAAUGCACUAAUGAAAUUCACCACUAUCCUAGCUGAAUUAUAUGUAAAUGGGUAUUCAAACGACAACAUCUGGUCUAUGAUGUAUCCACUAGGAAAUAUAAGCGAUUUUCGUUUUCCGUCUAUUUCCUGUCAGAAUAGUUCAUAUUGGUCGGAAUCAUUAGAUUCUUUGCGUUCACGUAUGCUAGUUUCAUAUGAGAAGGAAUUAAAAACUUUAUUUAACAUGUUUCAUCCGAUGUCCGAAACAAAUGCCACUAGUCGUGAUCGUUUCUGUAUAUGUGUUUAUGAAGCACAUAUUCAAGUCUCGACUUGGUCAUUAAUUCAACAACAUGUCUUUGAGAAUUCAAUGUUAUUACCAGCAGCUUAUUGCAUAGAGAUUUAUUUAGCUAUAGCUAAUAUGCUUUUACCGAAUGUCAACUAUCGAAUUACGAAUAUGCAAAUGAAAGAAGCUUUUUGGAUGGAUACAUCGGAUGAAUAUUAUAUGCGAGUGGAAGUGAAACCGAAAAGUUUCUUAUCAUUUCAAAUCAAUAUUUUCGGAUCUAAUAGUUCGUUAUCUAGAAAUCCAACACAUUCAUUGACAUUAUAUUCAUCAGCAAUAUUCGAAUAUGAUUCUGUUGCUCCACUUCGACGUCAAAGACAAUUGAACAAUGACUUUAUCGAAUCAUCACAAAUAUGGAAUUCAACACAAUGGUAUGAAACGUUUCGUGACAUAGGUUUUACUUAUGGUGAAGCAUUUUCAUUAGUUCAACAUGUUUAUAGUCAACCGGAUAACGGUCAAGCUCUAGUUCAAAUCAAACUUCCGUUAUUUAUCAAACAAGAAAUUCAAGAAAAUAAUUAUCAUCUUCAUCCUGGAAUCAUCGACGGAGCAAUACAAGGUGCAGCUGCUGUGCUCGAUACUUCGAUUGCUUGUGCUUCAUUGCCAAUGGGUUUUGAACAAAUUGAAGUAUAUCAGUCACUUUCGAUGAUUGAUGAUGAUCAGUUAUGGGCGGAAGUAUUUGCAAAACCCAGGAAUCAAGAAGGAAUUGAUUCAACUGAUGUGUAUUUAUAUUCUAAUACCGGUGAACAUAUUGCAUCGUUGAUCAAUUUCAUGAGCAAAGCUUUAGCUCCCAAACAACCAACAUCCGAUUAUUAUAAACUAUCAGCUUCAAUGGGUGAUACAUCUAAUUAUAUUUUGACGGAAUUUAUCGAAAUACCCAGUAUAGAAAUGAAACAAAAUAACGAUAUAUUUCUUGUCAUUAUUACUAAUGAUGAAUUGAAAAGUAAAUGUAUCAAUAACAUUGAUCUAUCAGUAAUUCAAUGUCACUCUCAAACAUCAUUUCAUUCAUUAUCAUCUGAUCUUCAAUCGUAUAAAAGACCACUAGAUAUUGUAGCUAUCGUACCCGAUGUUAUCGAUGAAUCUCUUGCCGAAUAUCCAGAACUAAUAUACGAGAAAUUUCUACUAAUUAGUGAAUGGUUAUUAAUGAUUUUUCAUGUAGUUUCCGAACUACAAUCUACAACAAAUAGUUUCAAAAUGAUAUCAUCAUUUCAAAUAGUUAGUCGUUGUUCAUCUCCACAUAUCAAAAGUUCAGUAAUUUACGGUUGUCUUCCUGGUUAUUAUCGAGUAUGGCUCGAUGAAAAACCAAUGAUAAAAUGUCGUCUAAUUGAACUUGAUCUCGAUCGAAAUGAAAACAUUUCACAAGUAUUUGAUUCACAUGUUCUCAAAGAAUUAAAUAUGAUCGACAUAACAACAGCGUGUCAUGUUAAAUUAAAUCCUUCGAAGAACAAACGAUCUAUUGCACAGUAUAGUUUUGCAGACAUUUCAUCUGUUGCAAUCUCCGAAAAGUUAUUCUCAUCGGAGAAGACUUAUAUCCUCUUUGGUGGAUGUACUAGUAUGGGUAUUCAUCUAGUAAAUUGGAUGAUUAAUUUCGGUGCUAAACAUUUGGUAUUAGCAUCUCGAAAUGGAUUUAAGAAUAAAUUAAAAGAAAUGAAAGCAUUCGAACUUCUACAGCAAAGUUUAUCGAAUCAACAAGUAAAAAUCGAUGUCUUAGUCUUAGAUAUUACAUCAUCCGUCGAUAUAGAAAAACUAUUUGAAUCUUAUUCAAAUAUUGGUGGCAUAAUCAAUAUGUGUAUGAUAUUGAAAGAUUCGAUAAUUGAAACUCAUACAAUGGAACAAAUCAAACUUAGUUGUGCACCAAAAGUUCUUGGUUCUCUACUUCUUCAUUAUACUUUAGACAAACUUAAGUAUAAACUCGAUUUUUACAUGAUGUUCUCAUCAACGACUUCAAUGUUUGGUAAUCAAGGUCAAUUAGCUUAUGCUGGAGCGAAUGCUUUUAUGGACUCACUUGCUUUCCAUGGUCAAAAUCAGACGCCAUAUUUUGCAAUUAAUCUUCCAGCGAUUGAUGAUGUUGGAUAUGUUGCAGACAAUCAAGAUGUUCGUGAUACACUUAAAAAAAAAGGAUGGAUAACUGAACCAAUGGUGAAAAUAUGUGAAUUUUUAGCCAAUAUUAUUUAUCAAUUACAGGUCAAUCCGUCAACUAUUUACAAAAAUAUUGGUAUUUUAAAAGUUGAUCCAAUCAAAUAUGUUCAAGUCCAUCGAUCGAUUGAACAUCUUAGUAUGUGGCAAAAAAUUCUUCAAAACUGGCUCAAAUCAUUACCACAACUCUUCGAAAUUAUUCAUCAUCAAGAUGAACAACAACAUGAUUUGAAUCAAAAUAAUCCUCAAAUAAUUUGUAAGAUAGUGACAAAUUUAAUUGCAACAAGUUCCGGCCUAUCGGAACAUGAUCAAGUACCGAAUGAAACUCGACUUUCAGAUUUAGGAUUUCAUUCAUUAGCUGCAUUGGAAUUGAAAGCUAGUAUUAGUCGAUUAUUUCGAAUUGAUUUACCCAUAUCAUUUCUACUUGGAACGAACACAACGAUUAAACAAAUUCAACAAAAAGUUCUGGACAGCACAAAAAAGAAUCCGGAAAACAGCAACUUUCUCGAAAUGUCAUCAAAAACAGAACAUACACACGAUGAUUCAUCAACGAUUGUAUUUACAACUGAUGAGAUAUCGCUACAAUUACCAGUAGAAAUUCCCAUAAUCAUACCAUUUUGUAGUACUUCUUUGGAAUUACUUCGUAAAAAACUUGAUGAUGUAAUCAUCUAUUUGCAAACAAUUGAUACAAUAACAUUUCCUUUUAUACUUUUGCAUAAGAUACGUACAUGGAUCGAAGAUGCUGAGAAAGAAGAAUUACGUGAAUCCUAUCAAAUGUUGAUCACAAUUUCAAGUUUAGACAAGACAUCUGUUCUUGAUCAAUUCUCAAGAACAUUAUCUCAAUCUUCAUUAGAUAAUCCUCUCGUCAUAUUUUUAUUUCCUGGUCAAGGUGAACAAUAUUUGAAUAUGUCUGCUGGAUUGUAUAAAUACAAUAAAACUUAUCGCAAAUAUGUUGAUUCUCUUUGUGAAUUAAUUAGUUCGAAUCGAUGGUUACCCACACCGAAGGAAAUCGAAUAUCCGGAAUUCAACUUACGACAUCUUCUCUUUCCAUCGACUGCACCCGAACAACUUGAUCCAACCACAAUCGACGGCAUACUUUCACAAACUGAAUACGCACAACCAGCUAUCUUUAUUAUUUCCUAUGCAUUGACACAAUAUCUUAUGAAACUUGGAAUCAAACCAUCGUAUUGUUUUGGUCAUAGUAUUGGUGAAUAUGUCGCUGCUUGUAUAUCAGGAGUGUUGACUGUUAUCGAUGCAUUAGAUAUUGUAUGUCAUCGAGCGGUCUUUAUGAGUCAAUGUUCACGUGGAAAAAUGCUUGCUGUCAAUCGAAAUUUAUUUGAAACGGAAAAUUUACUAUCUGAAUUUGAUUCGACAAAAAUGAAAUUAGAAAUAUCAGUAUGCAAUUCUGAACAACAGACAGUUGUGGGUGGAUCAGAUGAACACAUUCAUUCUUUUCAAACUUGGCUCAAAGAUAAAUCAAUCAUUCACAAAGAAUUAGCAACAUCUCAUGCAUAUCAUACAUCUAAUAUGCGUCCAGCAGCCGAGAAAUUGACACAUUUUCUUUCGAGAUUAUCAACAGUAUUUCAUACUCCUGAAAUACCAUAUAUGUCAAAUCUAACUGGUGAUUUAAUUACUGCUGAACAAGCGAUGGAUUUACAUUAUUAUGGAGAACAUAUGUGUAAGACUGUUCAAGCUUGUAAAAAUAUUGACAAUCUUAUUCGUCUAAUAAAACAUCAACAAUCAACUGCGAUGUUUAUUGAAAUUGGUCCUGGUCAUACAUUAACUAAUUUAGUAAAACGACGUUUACGUCAACAGACUUUCAACAAUCUAAAAACAAUGACAAUGCUCAAUACAUUAAAUUCAAAACGAAAUAUUGAAAAGUCAAUUACAUUCGAAGAUAUCAAUGUUUUUCUUAUACUCUUGACUAAUCUAUAUAAUAAUGGAUUGUCUAUCUUUCUUCGAGAAAUUUAUUCUGAUAUGUAUUCAGAUAUAUUAAAGUCAAAUCUGGAAAUGCGAUUGAGCUAUGCUCAAGAACGUCUUUGGUUUAUGGAACAAGUCAUACCAAAUCAUGCAGCACUUCGUACAACAUCAACAUUUUAUAUAUCUGCUCCAAAACACUAUGUCCGAACGUUUCUGUCAAUAUUGAUUAGUCAUCAUCCAAUUCUUCGUACAUCUAUUCAUCGUGAUGAAUAUGGAUAUCCUUAUCAUAAAUUGCAUGAUACUAUUGAAUGGACUAUCGAUGAAGAUUUGUCAUUAUUAAAAUUACCAAAUAAAGACUCAACUGAAUGGUAUAAUCAGUUGAAUCUAAUAUUAAAAUUUCAUUCCGAAAAACAAUUUAUUCUCGAUCAAACACCAUUAUUUCGAAUUGUUUAUUUACCUCUAACAGAAAAUCAAGAUGAUGCUAUUCUACAUAUAGUAUUUCAUCAUCUAUUAAUAGAUGCAUAUUCUGGUUCUCUAUUAGCGAAAGAAAUCUAUUUGCUUUCAACAGAUAAUAGUCAACAAUAUUCAAAUGAACCAAUUACUCCAGCAAUUAAUUUCUUUCAACAUGCUCUCUAUGAACGUCUAAUCAUUGAUACUCCAUAUUAUCAACAACGAUUGGAGUAUUGGAAAACACAAUUCACAACGACUGAAUAUUAUAGUAUACCAAUUGAUGAGAAUAUCAGUCAUACUGUUCUUGAUCAAUAUCAUUCAAUAGCAGUUGAUAAUAAUCUUCUGAUUAAUAUAAAGCAAAUUGCAGCUGACAUCGGUGUAACAAUUAACUCAUUUUUAGCUUCUAUCUUAACAAUUGUUCUUGCACGAUAUAAUAAUGGUAGAUCAUCUCAUAUAGCAUUUGGUAUGACAGAAGCACGAUAUUCAUUAGUCGAAGCUCAAUCUGUUGUUGGUUGUUUUGUUAAUCUGUUAAUAAUACGCAGUAGAAUAGAGAAUAAUUUUUCAAUCAAAGAUACAAUAUUAUUAAUCCAUAAUUUAAUAUUAAAAGCGAUGGACAAUUCUUAUCCAUUUAUUGAAAUCAUUAGUAGAUUAAAACUUAAACGAAAUGUUAAUUUUAAUUCGUUAUUUCAAAUUUUGUAUAAUUUUCGACAGUUAACAUUUUCAUCGAACAAUGAACAAAUUCAAAAAAUUGGACAUGAUGAAUAUCGUACUCCUCAAUUUGAUUUAGAAUUUCAUAUAAACUGUUAUGAUAAUAAAGAAUUAAAAAUAUAUAUGUUAGCUUCAGCUCAAACUCAUCAUUUCGCAUCAUUUAUUGUUGAUAGUUAUGCUUGUAUCUUAGAACAAAUUUGUUACGAAAAAAAUUCAACAAACUUAUCGAUAUUUGAUCUAACGCUUCUAUCAAAUGUCGGAAGUGAAAAAUUAAUGCAAAUGAUGAACAAUACUACGAUAAAUAUUAAUAAUUCAAAUGGGAAUCAACAUCAUGUUUCUGAAGAUCUUGUUUCCGAAUUUAAUAAAAUUGUCGAACAAUAUCCAAAUAAUCUCGCUAUUGUUGAUCCGGAAAGAAAAAUUCAACUUACAUAUCAACAAUUAUCAGACUAUUCCACAUAUUUUGCACAAGAAAUCCUUCAGACAUUCAAAUGGUAUUCACAAACUGAAAAGUAUAUCGGACUUUAUCUCGAACGACAUGCAUUCAUCCCAUUAACAAUAUGGUCUGUUUUAAAAUCUGGUGCUGCUUAUAUUCCCUUGGAUCCACAAUAUUUUCCUGCUGAACGAUUAAUAAAAGUCGUACGAACAACACCAAUUCAUAUCAUUAUCACAUCGAAAAGUUUAUUAGGUCAACUAAAACAAAUACUUAAUGAAAAAGACAUUGAAAUUUUACUCUGUGAUUCAAUGCUCUUAUUCAAUCAUUCAAUAAAGCAAUUUACAAAUCCAAUAAUUACUCAAGAUAGUACAGCUUACGUUGAAUUUACAUCUGGUUCGACAGGUAUGCCAAAAGGCGUUCCAAUAACACAUGGAAAUCUACUUAAUCAAUUUAAAUCCUGUCUACAUAUGUACAAAUUUAAUAGUGAAUGUAGAUGUCUAGCAUUUCAUUCAUUUGCUUUCGAUCUUCAUGCAUGGGAAAUAUUCGGAACAUUUUUCAGUGGUGGUUGUUUAAUUAUACUUCAUGAUGCACGUGAUAUGGACGAAAUGUUUCGUCUAUGUAAACAAACAAAUAUCACACAUAUCAGUAUAACUCCAUCAAUUUUUCGAUAUUUUCUAUCUGCUCAUCGUAAUGAAAUUCUACCACUAUUAAAAUGUAUUAUGUUAUGUGGAGAAAAAUUUGAUUAUUCAUUAGUACGAGACUGGUAUGAGCUUUAUUCAAAUCGCGAUGUUUUGUUGGUAAAUGCAUUUGGUAUAACAGAAACAACGGUAGUUAACUCAUAUCGAAUGAUAACAAUCGAUGAUUUAAAUCGAAAUGAGACAUUAUCAUCAAAAAGUUGGAUUGGUCAUCCGAUGAAAAACAAUUAUUUCGUUGUCUUGGACAAGAAACAACAACUUGUACCUCCAUUCAUACCAGGUGAAUUAUAUAUUGGAGGUGAUUGUGUCUCUAUGAAUGGAUAUAUUAAUUCUCCAUCAUCAAAUGUAAAUUUUUUACAAUUGAAAUUAUACAAAUACGAACAUGUCAAACGAUGGUAUCGGACUGGUGAUCUUGUUCUCUAUGAUCCAAUCAUCGAUGAUUUUGCUUAUUUGGGAAGAAUUUGUCAACAAAUUAAAUUAGGUGCCGUUCGAAUUGAACCACAAGAAAUCGAAAAUGUAUUAAAUCAAAUUGAUGGUAUAUCUCGUUCAGUUGUUGUAGCUAUCACAAUUAAUGAUAGUUUACAAUUAGUAGCUUAUUUAGAAAAAAACAAUCAGAUAGAUAAUAAUAAUAAUAUUUCUUCUAUUCAUCGAAUACGUGCUCGACUUCAACAAUCACUUCCACAAAUUAUGAUUCCGUCAAGAUUCAUUUUUCUUUCAUCAUUUCCAUUAACAAAUAGUGGAAAAAUCGAUCGAAUUCUACUCAGUAAAUUCGAAGCUAUGCAGGAAUAUACUAAGAAAAUGUCAUCAGAAAAACAAAUUCUGACAAAACCAACAAAUAAAUCUCAUCUUUUAUUUGAUUCAAAUAUUGACAUAUACGAACAAUAUCACACGGAAAAUAUCAAUGAAAAUGGCCAUUCAAAUUAUGAGCCGAAUGAAACUAUACUUCCAAGUAAAGUUGUCACAAAUGGAUCAACUGAGAAAAAACCAAUACCUAUAUUCAAGGAUCAUAUUCAUCAUCAAAUAGUAAAUAUCUGUAAUUUCGUUGUUGGUCAUCAUAUAUCUCUAACAAGUCGAUUAUUCGAAGAUGAAGGUCUAACAUCAUUACAAGCUACUCAAUUAGUUUAUUUGAUCAAUUCAACAUUUGGUUGUCAAUUGCCAAUUAAUACUAUUUAUUUACAUUCAACUAUUCUUCAACUAGCUGAUUAUCUCCGAUCGCAAAGUCAUGUCGAAUAUACACCUUUAGUACAUCUAAUCGUAAAUGAUUCUAAAUCUAUUCAUAGAGAUGAUCAAUUAUCAUUGAUAUUUAUUCAUCCGGCUGGCGGUGGAAGUAUUCAGUAUAUAAAUCUAGCGCAGAAAAUCUCUCAGAUCUUUCCUGAUCUACGUUUAUAUUGUUUGGAACGUAGUCAGAAAUAUGUAAGCAUCGAUCUGAUCAAUCUCUAUUCGGAAACAUUAAAAAGAAAUUUUCUGAAGAGAAAAAUUGCUCUUAUUGGUUACAGUCAAGGUGGAAAUAUUGCAUUUGAUUUAGCAAAACGUUUGUCAACUGAACUCGAUAUUUGUUUUGUUGAAUUAAUUGAUUCGAAAUUAAAUGAUACGAAUGCAAAUUAUACCGAUGCACAAAUUUUAUCUUCAUUGAUUGAUAUUAUUGAUAGAGCAUCUAAUACAAAUCAUAAUCAUAUUCAACAAUAUUUAUCACAAUAUCAAUCAAAACAGUCAACAUUGAAAUUAUGUAAAAUUGUUGCUAGUAAUAUUAAUAUUGUACCAUUUAAUAAUGAAACAAAUUUAUCGAAUUUUAUUCAAUCAUUUCGACAAGAUAUUUCGCUAUGUGAUAUUUUAUUACCAGAGCGUUUUCCAAAAGGAAUACCAGUCAUUUUUAUAGCUGCCAAUGAGACUAGUCGUCAACUAGCUGAACAAUGGAAUAAAUUUGUCACUGUUAAUCUAUUUGUAUUAAUGAGUGAUCAUCGUUCAGUACUAUAUGAUCCUCUACUAAUUGAUUAUUUAAUAAAUACUAUUAAACAAUAUGGAGGUUAUCGAUGUGAUCAAGAUUAUUCGAAGAAGGAAGAAAAUUCUUCACGAACAGAUGUCGAGAAAGUACCACAUUUAACGAAAGUUAAAGAAAAACAAAUUACUCAUAUGGAAAUGCAUUUCGAGAAAUUAUUGAUCGAUGCUAAUUAUCAAUUAUCAUUAGUAAAAUCAAAUACACUUCAAUCCAUACUUCUUUAUGCAACUAUAUUACAUAAUACUUUCCUCAAUACAAAAAUGAUUGAUAAUACAUUUGAUAUCUUAGACAAUUUAGAUACAGGAAAUUCAUGUGCAGAACCAUUUCAACCAUUUGUUAUGGCUAUUCAAUCAGCAGCUAGAGAGACAAACACAUAUAGACAAUAUCAACCGACUCCUAUUAUUGACGAAAAUUUACAGAAUAUUAUUCUUCGUUUUUGUAAAGCAAUCAAAUGGUUAAAUAUUGAUACUGAUCAGCAGUUCAUCAUCGAUGAUUUAAGUGUGACAAUGGGAGCAGGAACGACACAACUGUGGGAUUGUAUUCUUCGAACAGUUCUUCUACGUAAAGAUGAUGUUGUUCUAGUACCAUCUCCAUCAUAUGGUUUAUUUUUACCGCAAAUUGAAAUGCUCGGUGGUCAAAUUGUCUUUAUUCCAUUAGCUAAGGAGAAUGAUUUUAAAUUACGAAAUUUUCAACUACAAUCAGCAAUUGUUGAUACGCAUUUAAAAUUGAUUCGAAAUUGGUUGAAAGAACUACCAUUUAAAUUGAAAAAUUUACUUCGUACAUUGUACGAUGAUUAUAUCCUAAUAGAACCAAAUGAUUCGAUGAAAAAAAUAAUCAAAACACAAAUCUAUGAAUUUGUACAACAUCUACAAGAUACAAUUCUUAUUAAAAGUCAAGAAGAUUUAUGUCUUUGGAAAUAUAUUGAAGAUGAAUUAUCAGAAUUUCUGUGUAAGUAUUUAUUGAACGGAGAAACACGAUUAUUGGCUGAGAUUCAGAGUAAUGGCUUAAAAUCCAAAUUAUGUCCUGGUCCACCUCGAAUUGUUGCACUACUACAUAUUAAUCCAUCGAUAUUUGGCACAAUUUAUACCAAAGAUGAUCUAAUCGAAUUAGCUAAAAUAUGUGAACAACAAAAAAUAUGUGUUAUUGAAGAUUUAGCAUAUGCAUUAUUACAAUUACCAAUUGAAAAUCAAUUUAAUACUUCUAUUGGAACAUUUCAUAGUUUAAAAUCAGAAUAUGAAAACAUGAAAUUAAUUCUUUUGUUUGGUCUAUCAAAGCCUUUUGCUAUUGCUGAUAUGCGCAUAGGUAUUGCAAUUGGAAAACGAGCAAUCAUUGAACAAAUUAAUGGCAUAUUAGCUACAACAUCACUUUUCACUUCAGUUUUCUUACAAUCAUCUAUAUCAGCCGUAUUUUCAUUGGAACAUUCAAGAAUCAUUGAUUACUUAGCAAUGAAUGCUCAUCAUUAUAAAACUAAACGAAAUAUUCUUUUAACUUGUUUAAUGGGUUUCAAUCAAUUAGAAUAUCAAAGAACAAUUGAACAAUCGGAAAUUGAUGAGACCAAAUUCAUACUAGAAAAAAUUAUACGACAGAAGAAAUACGAUGAAACAAUGAUUAAAUUAUUCGUUGCUAUUGGAUUAUCGGAAUAUUUUACUGUUUGUUGUAUUCCGACAGCAGGAUUUUUUAUUAUUGUUAACUGUGAACGAUUUUUGCAAUCGAUCGGUCGCCAUUAUAAGAUUAAAUCAUCGUUUGAAGUAGCUUUGUUUCUAUCUCAUUUCUAUCGAAUUCGAGUCAUACCAGAAGAAAUAAUGGGAAUCGAUCCACAACAAACUACGCCACCACAAUUACUUCGACUAUCCUACUCAAUCAACAAUGAAAACAUUGUGGAAGCAGCAUUCACAAUUUUUUCUGGGUUAUUCGAACUGAAAACUCGUGCUAUGUAA